This is a messenger RNA of Lepidothrix coronata (blue-crowned manakin), 4753 nucleotides long. RefSeq names its product ATP binding cassette subfamily B member 5 (gene ABCB5). Bases 142 to 4080 code for a protein of 1312 amino acids. The transcript is spliced from 29 exons. Gene Ontology annotation, biological process: transmembrane transport. Gene Ontology annotation, molecular function: ATP hydrolysis activity; ABC-type transporter activity; ATP binding. The record is from RefSeq and is a predicted model, not a curated record. NCBI's taxonomy places the organism in Eukaryota, Metazoa, Chordata, Aves, Passeriformes, Pipridae. Gene Ontology annotation, cellular component: membrane.
CCGCCGCUAUAACACCCGCCCUCCAGGGACCGGAGCAGCCGUCGGUGGCCGCAGCCACCAGCCCACCCGUGUGUGCGCAGCGUGGGCUGUGAAGGUUUUGAUUAAUGCAACUUCCUCGUAAGGAUACAACAAAGAAGAACAAUGAAGGACCAUUUUGUAAAUUCCACAGAAAAGGACAUCUCUGAUGCUGAAUCUGCAAGCAAGGGAUAUGACAAUCCCUCUUUCCAACAUGAAGAACAUCUUGAACAAAGUGACAAAUUAAAGCUCAAGAAAAAAAAGAAAGAAAAUGAGAAGUCAGAAAAACGAAUGGUUGGCAUUUUUGAAUUGUUUUGCUAUGCUGACUGGAUGGAUGUCCUUUUGAUGAUAGUUGGUUUGAUCGCAGCUGCUGCAAAUGGUACUGGAAUGCCGCUUAUGAUCAUUAUCUUUGGAGAGAUGACGAACAGCUUUGUGCUAAGUGGUGUGGAAUCAAACGAUACUUCAGUAAACAGUUCCAGCUGCCCAUCAGUUCCAGGUGUGGAUAUAGAAGGUGACAUGACAAAGUUUGCUUACUAUUACGUGGGAAUUGGCUUUGCUGUGUUGAUCCUGAGCACCAUCCAAGUAUGGACGUUUUUGGUUGCUGCUACAAGGCAAACAGCAAGGAUCCGGCAGAAGUUCUUUUUUGCGGUGCUCCAUCAGGAGAUGGCUUGGUUUGAUACUACCCAGAUAGGAAUGCUGAACACCAGACUGACAGAGGACAUCAACACCAUCCACGAAGGCAUCGGAGACAAGAUCAGUAUAUUUUUACAGUUUUUUAGCACAUUUCUGGCAGGGAUUAUUAUAGGAUUCAUCUAUGGGUGGAAGCUCACACUGGUGAUUUUGGCAGUCAGCCCUCUUCUUGCUGCAUCAGCAGGAAUUUGGUCAACUCUCCUGGCGUCCCUUACUGCUAAAGAGCUGUCUGCUUACGCCAAAGCAGGAGCUGUGGCAGAAGAAAUUUUGACAGCAAUCAGGACUGUUGUGGCUUUCAAUGGACAGCAGAAGGCAUUAGAAAAAUACAAUGCUAACUUAGAGACGGCUAAACGUGUUGGAGUGAAAAAAUCCAUUACCACCAACACAUGUCUAGGUGUUUCACAAUUUGUUAUCUUCGGGUCCUAUGCACUUGCAUUUUGGUAUGGAACCAAGCUCAUUGCUGAGGAUGAAAAUUAUGACAUUGGCCGUCUCUUAAUUGUGUUCUUCUCUGUGCUUGUUGGAGCUUUCUCCCUGGGCCAGGCAGCUCCCAACCUGGAGAGUGUGGCUAAGGCACGUGGAGCUGCCUAUGAAGUAUAUAAGAUUAUCAAUAAGAAACGGCUCAUAGACAGCAGUUCUAAGGAAGGCUACAAACCAGACAAGCUCAUAGGAGAAAUUGAAUUCAGAAACAUCCAUUUCAGUUACCCAGCGAGACCUGAUGUUAAAAUCCUCAAAGGUCUAAACUUGAAAGUUCAAACUGGGAAGACCAUUGCUUUAGUUGGCUCCAGUGGCUGUGGAAAAAGCACUACUGUUCAGUUGCUGCAGAGAUUCUAUGAUCCUGACCAGGGAGAAAUUACCUUAGAUGGUCGGGAUAUUCGGACACUUAAUGUAAAGUGGCUACGGGAAAAUAUUGGAAUUGUGAGUCAGGAGCCUGUUUUGUUUGCAACCACAAUAGCUGAGAACAUUCGCUAUGGCAGAGAAGACAUUUCUGAUGCUGAAAUUGAGCGAGCAGCCAAGGAAGCCAAUGCUUUUGACUUUAUAUCUAGGCUGCCUGAUAAAUUUAACACCAUGGUAGGGGAAAGAGGGGCUCAGCUGAGUGGAGGACAGAAGCAGCGAAUAGCUAUUGCUCGUGCCCUAGCCAGAAAUCCCAAGAUUCUUCUUCUGGAUGAAGCUACGUCUGCGUUAGAUACUCAGAGUGAAUCCAUAGUACAAGCAGCUCUUGAUAAGGCUCGGGCUGGACGUACCACCAUUGUGAUUGCUCACAGACUGUCUACCAUCAGGACUGCUGACACUAUUGCUGGUUUUGAGAAAGGCGUCGUGGUUGAACAAGGAACACACAGUGAACUCAUGUUGCAGAAGGGAGUCUACUAUUCUCUUGUGAUGCAGCAGGGUUGUAGCUAUGAUGUUCAAGAUGAUGGCACAUCAGAAGAUAGUGAAGGAGAGGCUGAAGAAUAUGAGGAAAAUAUAAAUCUUAUGGAAGACCUGACUCUUCAAGAUCACUUUGAAGAAUCUGUGAUCUCUGGCAGAGGCAGCAUUCGAAGAAGAUCCAGCAGAUAUAAGAGCACAUCUAAGAAGUCCUUUGGAAAAAGGAAGGAAAAAAAGGAGCUGGAGGAAGAAAAUCUCCCUGAUGUGCCUUACUUAAAAAUCCUGGCUCUGAACAAACCUGAGUGGCUCUAUGUACUGCUGGGAGUGAUUGCUGCUGCUGUCAUAGGUGGGGUCCAUCCUGCAUUUGCUGUUAUAUUUGGAAAAAUCAUUGGGGCUUUUCAAGAAAGAGAUCCAAUAAAGAGGAGUAAAAAUACUUUGGUCCUUUCUUUGAUGUUUCUUUUACUUGGAGUGAUUAUCUUAGCAGCAUACAUAAUCCAAGGAUUCAUGUUUGGGAAGUCUGGAGAAAUGCUAACAAUGAGACUGCGCUCUUUGUCCUUCAAAGCAUUACUUCAGCAGGAUAUUGGAUGGUAUGAUGAUCAGAAAAAUGCUGUUGGUGUUCUGCUAACUCGUCUUGCUACAGAUGCUUCCCAAGUCAAAGGGGCGACCGGAAGCCGACUUGCACUGAUGACUAUGGCUGUUUUUACCCUUGUGACUGCCAUCACUAUUGCAUUUGUUUAUGGCUGGCAGCUAACUUUGCUUAUCCUGGCCUGCAUUCCUUACAUUAUUGUUGCAAAUGCUGUGAGUGCUAAGUCCAUGUCUGGUCAUGCCGCAAAAGAUCAAAAAGCUUUGGAAGAGGCCGGAAGAAUUUCAACAGAAUCAGUUGAAAACAUAAGAACUGUAGCUUCACUGACCAGGGAAGAAGCAUUUUAUGAAAAAUAUGUUACUAAUUUGAAUGGUCCAUAUAGAGAUUCGCUGAAAAAAGCCCCUUUCUAUGGAUUUAGCUAUGGAGUAGCUCAAAGCGCAGAGUACUUUAUUAAUGCUGCAGUCUUCAGAUUUGGAGCAUGGCUCAUUGCUAAUUGUCUGACCAACUUUGAAAAUGUAUUUAUAGUCUUUUCUUCUGUCCUAUUUGCAGCUAUGAAUGUUGGUCAAUCUGCUUCUCUGGCACCAGACUAUGGCAAAGCUAAAAUGUCAGCCAAAAAAAUCUUUCAACUUUUGGACAGAAAACCUGUAAUUGACAGUUACAGUGAAGAAGGUGAAAAAUUGAGCCAUUUUGAAGGCAACAUUGAAUUCAGAAACAUCCACUUUGUAUAUCCAACAAGGCCAGAAGUUCAAGUUUUGCAAGGACUCAGUGUGAAGGUUAACAAAGGACAGACUCUUGCAUUAGUAGGAAGCAGCGGCUGUGGAAAAAGCACAUCCAUUCAGCUCUUGGAGAGAUUUUAUGACCCUGUGGAAGGACAAGUGCUAGCAGAUGGAUUUGAUACCAGAUCACUGCAUUUACAAUGGCUGAGGUCCAGACUGGGUCUGGUGUCACAGGAGCCCGUUUUGUUUGACUGCAGCAUUGCCGAAAACAUUAGUUAUGGAGACAACAGUAGGGUGGUUAGUCAGGAGGAAAUUGAAGAAGCAGCUAAGGCAGCAAAUAUUCAUACCUUCAUUGAAAAACUGCCAGAGAAAUAUAAUACCCGGGUGGGUGAUAAAGGAACACAGCUUUCUGGAGGUCAGAAACAAAGAAUAGCAAUUGCUCGUGCUCUGGUUCGUAAUCCUGCCGUUCUACUUCUGGAUGAAGCUACCUCUGCUCUUGACACAGAAAGUGAAAAGAUUGUCCAGAAAGCUUUGGAUAAUGCCCGACAAGGUCGAACCUGCAUCGUCAUUGCUCAUCGCCUGUCAACCGUGCAGACAGCAGACAUCAUUGUGGUGAUCCAGAACGGCAGGGUGGUUGAGCAGGGCACCCACAGCCAGUUACUAGCAAAGGAAGGACACUACUAUGCCCUUGUAAAUGCACAAGUCUCUAAUUAGUGCUACUUACAGAGAUUUUAAAUUUAUUUUUUUUUAUGGGAAGACAUGUAAAGCUGUGCAGAGGAUUAACAUUGGCUGUGCCUGUGCUGAUGGAGCAGGGACUGUGUGUUGCAGCCUGGUUGUUGCAUCCAGUGUAGACCUUGAUCCACGCGCCCAGGGGGAUGAGCAGUGCAUGCUCACAGAAGGUUCACAGGGCAGUCCUAGGGGCUGAAUGUGCUGAGCAGCUUGGGGUGUCAUGAGAUUUGGAAGGAGCCAGAUCUGAAUUAGUCUCACCCACACCACAGCUGAGGUGGGCACCCUGCUCUCGCUGUCCCCCCAAACCCUGGCCCAUGCCAGCUGCCAUGGACCAAGGCGAUAUCAGUGUGAUAGUGAUUAAACAGCAAGCUGAUGCUUGUGCUUGCCCUUUUCUUCACCAGCCAGAUACAGUUAUGAAGUCAUCUGAAGUUAAAGGUGACUGUCAAUUCUUACUGACAACUGAGAUUCCAAAUAAAAGCAUUUGUAUUAAAUUUAAAGAGAGGGGGGUGGAUAUGUGGGUUUGUGGGUUUUUUCCUUGCUUUAGGCCACAUUUCUGGUAUUACUGUACUUCACACAUUUCUCAGAGAUUCAAUAUUGUAUUUCAGACAAUAAUUGUAAUAGUUACAAGCUUUCCACAUCAAGAUAAACUGAUAUAAAA